AUGGAUACUCUGCUGCCUGAAGACGUGCUCGUGGAAGUCCUACGCCGCCUCUCGCCGCGCAGCCUCGCCGCGUUACGCUGCGUCUGCAAGGGCCUACGAGCCAUCAUCGACGACCGCCGUCUCCUGCGCGCGGACCUCCUCCCGCACUCUCUCGGCGGGAUCUUCAUCAACUUCAACGCUCUCAAAGUCUCAGAAUUCUUCUACCCCUUGGUUGGUCCAGCUACAAUCUCCGGCAACCUCACGUCAUGCGUCGACGACCACUGCAACGGCCUCGUCUUGCUCGACGACGGCUGCGUGGUGAACCCCGCCACGCGACAGUGGGCGCGCCUGCCCCUGCUGCCCACACUACGCGCAAACCAAAUGAGGGCCUUCUACAAAGCCGGGGUCAAGUAUCUCGUCUUCGACCCGAGCGUCGCGCCUCACUACGAGGUUUUCUUGAUCCCCCAUAUCCCCCACAAGACCGAGUUAGGCCCAGUAUCGGAGCAAUCGCAAUGGCCAACGUCUACAUUCAUCUUGUAUGUCUAUUCGUCAAGAACGGGUCAUUGGGAGGAGAGGCCGUUUACCCGAGAAGGGGGCGAUUCCGCUGGCACCGUUGCUCAUCAUAUGCUACAUGCUACACACGGAGAGAAGCACUAUGGUGUCUACCUGCGCGGAGCACUCUAUGUCCAUUGCCAGAACCAUUUCUUCUACAAGAUAUCACCGUCGACUGGUAAGUACCGAGUGAUCAGGCCGCCCGUAGGCAUCGGGAACAGCCGCAAGCGUCCAGAGCUUCAUCUGGGGAAAUCGGAGAACGAGGUGCGUUGUGCGUCGGUAGAUUGGCCCUACAAGCUUCGGGUUUGGGCCCUCGAUGAAUCUGCGGGUGGACGACAUGAGUGGGCGUUGAAGCAUUGUGUUGACCUUAGUCAUGUGAUGCAGCGACAUGACCAUCUUCAACAAGUUGAUGACCCCUGGUUCUUAGAAGAUGCUAAUUAUAAUGACUGUUCUAGUGGAGACUACGAUGAUGAAGCACCGGAGGAGGAGGAAAACCGGUGGAGCUCUGUCUAUGUUACCUUCCUUGGAUUCCAUCCCUUCAAAGAUGUUGUCUUCUUGAGCGACACGUUGACAGGAGGGAUGGCCUAUCAUUUCGAUAGCUCGAGAGUUCAAUACUUAGGCAAAGUAUACCCAAGGGGCUAUCGUGAGGGCUAUGACGAUUACAUGGGCAUCGAGGCGUUUAUCGAAGCGUCUUUUCCUUUCACGCCUUGCUGGAUGGGAGAAUUAUCCGAGAAACGAUUGAUUUAG
Molecule: messenger RNA, 1278 nt
Organism: Brachypodium distachyon (stiff brome)
Lineage: Eukaryota; Viridiplantae; Streptophyta; Magnoliopsida; Poales; Poaceae
Exons: 1
Coding region: 1-1278 (425 amino acids)
Molecular function (GO): protein binding
Source: RefSeq, a predicted model, not a curated record